UACCCUCUCUUAAAACCCAUAGCCUAGGCUUUUUACAUGCUUUUAUGCAAUAUGGACAAAUGUGUAUCCAUCUACACGCUUGAUACAAGGUGAAUCUGUUCUUCUAGCAACUCCUUCCUUCUCUCACCCUCAAAACAAACAACUCCCACCGACAGAAUAACAUACAGCAGAGUCAGUCAGACUUCCAAGGAUGCAAAAAACCGAGCACACAGUAAAGAUCAGUUUUUAAAUUAAGUAUCCGUUUUUCAGAAGAGUUUAAAAAAAACUUUGGGAACAAUGGGUCACGGGAGGGUGGGGAGUGAGACGGCCAAGUAUAAAAGUUCGGAGGGGGCCUGUGGUCUAGGUCUGGUGCGAUCAUAUCUCUACGUCUUCAAUGUCUUCCUACUCAUUGCGUCCCUCAUUUUGGGAGGACUUGGGAUUUGGUCUGUUCUGGCAGAGAUAUGGUUCAUUCCACUCCUGUCCGACUUAUCCUACCCGCUCCCUUCCUACCUCCUUCUCGGGGCUGGAGCAGUGGGACUUAUCGCAGCCACGGUGGGAUGCUGCGGAAUUGCAAAGUCGGACAAAUGUUUCCUCCUCAUCUACAUCCUCCUUCUUCUCAUCGUCUUCCUCCUCCAAGUAAUGGCUGGAGGGUUGGCUUAUUUUUACCGGGAAUCGGCCUUCACGGAUCUCCAAGCUCGACUAAACGUGACCUUCACGUCGACCUAUGGGGCACCCGGGGAGAGUGAAACAACCAUUGCUGUGGAUGAGCUGCAACGACGUUUCCAGUGCUGUGGGUCUGGAUCAUUUGCGGAUUGGCAGGUUUCGGCUUGGUCGACGAGUGGGGUGGGGAGCAAUAAGGUUCCGGACUCUUGUUGCAAAACAGAGACGCCGGGUUGUGGGGUUCGUGACCAUCCUUCCAACGUGUACUACACGGGAUGUAUUCAUCGCUUAUCUGAGACGGUGAAGAUACAUCUUGGCUAUUUGACCAUUGCUGGCUUGGGUUUGUGCCUUUUGCAACUUUUCGGCGUGGUUUUUGCUACGUGUCUCUACGUCAAGUUGAAGGAACCGGAUGCCGUGCAUCUCUAAAGAAGAGGAGAUGAUACGAGUGACUGAACGUGCCAAAAAUGUGUUCCCGAAUUAAAGGAUGAAUUUUGAUGAUCUGAAAUGAAAUUAUACAAAACCAUGAAGAGACUCUCUCCCUAACAUACCAUGGAUGUCAUCCCAUUGCUUUAUUGUAUUUGAUUAUUACCAUUUUUAAUAUUCACACCUAAGAUGCAGCAACAUUUUAAAUAGCCAUGUAGUCAUUUUUUAUCCAAGCUUUUAAUUUAUGAGCAUUUUAGUAUGUUUUAGGCUUACUAUUAACUGAUCCACUGUGUACUUACUAAUGUCCUGUUACGUGACGCAAGUAAAUAAAAAGAUUUUUUAUCUACUCACAAAAAACACAAAA
This is a messenger RNA of Folsomia candida, 1426 nucleotides long. Its product is annotated as CD151 antigen. Bases 277 to 1065 code for a protein of 262 amino acids. Gene Ontology annotation, cellular component: membrane. The record is from RefSeq and is a predicted model, not a curated record. NCBI's taxonomy places the organism in Eukaryota, Metazoa, Arthropoda, Collembola, Entomobryomorpha, Isotomidae. The transcript is spliced from 3 exons.